GGUGGCCAUUUAGGAGGAAAGUUGGAAUGCAGGAAGAAGCCAACAUAAGAAGUGUUCCUCACAUCAAUGGGGAAUUCCACUGCAUUUUUCUUCGUAUCUCUCAACAUAUUUUCUCUAUUAGUUCUGUUUUCUUCAUUCAAUAAUGGAGAUGCGGCUGUUGACAGAAACCUCGUUGCUGCACAAACUCAUGAUUUUCACAUCAUCAAAGUUAAUUCUUUGUUACCGGACUCAGUUUGCGACUCCUCCUCACAAGGUCGGAAAUUACCAACAUCGUCAUCGCUGAAAGUUGUGCACAGACAUGGACCGUGUCACAAUCGACACAAAACAGAGUCUCCACAAUCACCGUCCCAAAUCCUAACUCGUGACAACUCCCGAGUUGACUCGAUCAACUCCCGAAUCUCUGCCAAGUCAGUUGAAAACACAUUAACAUCCACCAGAUCAGUCACACUUCCAGCAAAGUCCGGCUUAUCAUUAGGCACCGGCAAUUACAUUGUCACUGUCGGGCUCGGAUCACCAAAAAAAGACCUGUCAUUAGUUUUUGACACGGGGAGCAGUCUAACAUGGACACAAUGCGAGCCUUGCGGUGGAUACUGCUACAAUCAACACGAUCCGAUCUUCGAUCCUUCAGAUUCCACUAGCUACACAAACAUCUCCUGCAAAGCAGUGAAAUGCAAACAACUCAAACCCUCCGCCUGCAGGGGGGCUAACUGUAUUUACGGUGUACAGUAUGGCGACAACUCUUUCACAGUCGGUUACUUAGCAAAAGAUAAAUUAACGCUAUCACCAACCGAGAUCAUCAACGAUUUCUACUUCGGAUGUGGGCAAAAUAAUCAAGGCCUGUUCGGCCAAGUCGCUGGAAUAAUCGGACUCGAUAGGAACAAAUUUUCGGUCUUUUCACAAGCAUCAAAGAAAUACGGGAAAGUGUUCUCGUAUUGUCUACCUUCUAGGUCCAGCGGAUCUGGUUACCUAACUUUCGGUAAGUCUGUCGUUUCAAACAGCACUCAGUAUAUCCCGCUUGCUAAUUUGAAGGGCUUUUAUUCCAUUAAUAUUAUCGGCAUCUAUGUUCGCGGUCAAAAACUCGCAAUAAAUCCAACUGUAUUCUCCACCUACGGUUCUAUCAUCGAUUCGGGCACUGUCAUCACACGCUUUCCCUCGGAAGCAUACACAACAUUGCGAGACGCUUUCAGAAAACAAAUGUCCGCGUAUCCAGUGGCGAAUCCAACGAAGGUAUUGGACACUUGUUACGACUUUAGUAGCUACACGGGAGUGACAGUUCCGAAGAUUAGUAUUGAGUUUGGCGGGAACAAGAUAAUUGAUCUCGGCAUUACAGGAAUAUUGUACGUGGUGAGUUUGUCGCAGGUGUGUCUGGCGUUUUCGACGAAUACUGGUGUCACUAAUCUCACGAUUUAUGGGAAUGUUCAGCAGAAGACAAUGCAAGUUGUUUACGAUGUUGCGGGAGGGAGAUUAGGGUUCGGACCAAAUGGAUGUGCUUAAUCAAGUUAUAUGAUGUUGAAGGAAAGAUGAUUAAAUAGCUUUUGGUCAUAAAAAAAUGGUUUGGGCUAUAUAUGAUGUAUGGAAUAAAAUGAAUCUGAGAAGGAUUGAAGUUACUGAACCAUAGUGUUCAUGAUAUCAUUUGUAAUUAAAACAUUUAAACAACGAUUGUGCUCAGAUGAUUCGAGCAGUUAAGAGUUUAUCCUCUAUUGUUUUAAGAUCA
Molecule: messenger RNA, 1714 nt
Organism: Daucus carota subsp. sativus
Lineage: Eukaryota; Viridiplantae; Streptophyta; Magnoliopsida; Apiales; Apiaceae
Product: aspartyl protease family protein At5g10770-like
Exons: 2
Coding region: 67-1494 (475 amino acids)
Biological process (GO): proteolysis
Molecular function (GO): aspartic-type endopeptidase activity
Source: RefSeq, a predicted model, not a curated record